AUGGCAAACAAAGCACAGCAGCCUCCUCAUCUGCACCUGGCCGAGGUCACUGCAUCCCAGUUCCUCGACAUCUGGAAGCACUUCGACGCCGACGGUAACGGCUACAUUGAAGGAAAGGAACUGGAGAACUUCUUCAGGGAGCUGGAGAUUGCACGAAGAGGAGCAGGAGUGGAUCCAACAAACCCCACCUUCAGAGAAAAGAUGAAGGAGUUCAUGCAAAAGUUUGACAAGAACAAAGAUGGACGCAUUGAGAUGUCAGAGCUGGCCCAGAUUCUGCCCACUGAGGAGAACUUCCUGCUCUGCUUCAGACAGUUUGUCAGCUCCAGUGCUGAGUUCAUGGCGGCAUGGAGACGGUAUGAUACGGACCGCAGUGGCUAUAUUGAGGCAAAUGAGUUGAAGGGCUUCCUGUCAGACCUGCUACAGAAGGCCAACAGACACUACGAUGACCAGAAGCUUCAGGAGUACACACAGACUAUUCUGAGGAUGUUUGAUCUGAACGGAGAUGGGAAGCUGGGACUGUCAGAGAUGGCGAGACUGCUCCCGGUUCAGGAGAAUUUCCUGCUGAAAUUCCAGGGUGUAAAGUUGACUACUGAGCAAUUCAAUGCCAUUUUCACCUAUUAUGACAAGGACGGCAAUGGUUACAUUGAUGAGCAGGAGUUAGAGGCUCUGCUACGAGACCUAUACCAGACCAACAACAAGGAGGUGGAUGCCAAGAACCUGACAGGCUACAAGCAGAGCAUCAUGGCCCUGUCCGAUGGAGGGAAGCUGUACCGCACUGAGCUGGAGAUUGUCCUGUGCAGUGAGCCCAUGGCUUGA
Messenger RNA from Knipowitschia caucasica, 816 nucleotides. The record is from the annotation of a GenBank genome assembly. NCBI's taxonomy places the organism in Eukaryota, Metazoa, Chordata, Actinopteri, Gobiiformes, Gobiidae.